This is a messenger RNA of Caenorhabditis sp. 36 PRJEB53466, 1895 nucleotides long. The record is from the annotation of a GenBank genome assembly. NCBI's taxonomy places the organism in Eukaryota, Metazoa, Nematoda, Chromadorea, Rhabditida, Rhabditidae.
AUGCACAUCCAGUACUUUCCGAACGUGCCGCAACCGUCGCGCGACGCGCGGACCAUCAUUCGAACGCAUCGAUUGGGUCUCAGCGGAAACACACUUUUUCUCUUCCUCGAAACCGCCGAUUUCUUUGAAUUUUUCGCCGUAGACGUUCGGUUUCCGCGCCGAUGGAUCCCCGUCGGACGGAUGGAUCGCCAGGACGUUUCCUAUUCGUUCGCCACACUUUCCGAGGAUGCUCGCCACGUCUAUGUGCUCUUUUUGCGGUUGGCCGACGAUGUUAUGUUCGGAAUUCUGGAGUUUGAUGUGUUUGCGAGGACCGAGACGUUGUACACGUGAGUUUUUGAGUCGCUUUGAUCGAAAUGAAAUGCACCAAAUUCAAAGCGAUAUAUCUCAGCUGUGAGUAGAGAUAGUGAAAAGUUGUCAACUACAAAAAUGUUCAUUAAGACAUUUUGCACAUUUUGUCAGUUGAUCGCAUUUUGCUAUCUUUACUGGCAGCUGAGAUAUAUCGCUUUGAAUGAACAACUGGCUAUCCGCCUUGUGUGUAACUUUUGAACCGCACUUGACCCUUGAUUUUUAUACUUUUCCAGUAUUUUGAUAAACUAACGAGAUUCUUAGAGACUUAUAGCUAUUCAAAAAGUGAUUUUACACAAUACAAAUAUCACUUUUUACAGAUUCGACACCCGGAACGAUCUGAACCGUGUCGACGAGAUUCCACUGGAGAACAUCAAGUUCCGUAGCGGCGCCGACGGCCAAUUUGUGCUCUACGAUCGGACGAUUUUGAAGGGGGAGAUCCCUUUUUGGACCCUCCGGCUCAAUGCGCCCGAACAAACGUUCACUAUUCUCAAAAACUCGAUUCCGGACAAUGGGGACCACGAGGCGGAGGAGGGCAAUAGUUAUUCGUAUCCGAUUGCCUUCGAUCCGAUCAACCGAGUUUUUGCGAAGCUUAUGGUAACUAGUUUUAUGAAAAUAUUGUAUCCUCAACUUUCAGGGACCACGUGUGAUGUCCGUGUACACUGAGGACCGUAAAAAGUGGGUAAACUACGUGCUGCCGGCCGAGCAUUCUCUGGAAGAAGUUUUCGGAUCCAUCGGAUUUCCGGUCGGCGACAAUCGAGUCAUUCGCGAAACUUACGGAUCCCAUGGACAUCGCGGCGGCGCCAUGCAGACCAAACUCACUUUUCAUGAUUUGGACGGAGCUGUCGUGGCCCGAGUGCUGCACAAUGACAAGUUGCACACGACUGCGGUCGUCGAGUUGGGUGAGUGACUUGAAGACGGCGUAACUCAGCGCGGAGUAGAGAUAUGAAAAAGUUGUCAACUAGAAAAAUGUUUAUUAAGAAAUGAGGCACAUUUUUGUAGUUGACCACUUUUUGAUAUCUCUACAGACGGCUGAGAUACAUCGCUUUGACCAAACGGUAUUAGUGUUGAGCCGUUCUACGCUGUGUAAGAUCUUUGUUGAGGCGAAAGAAUUGCAGAGUUGUAGAGUCGAUAUAGUUUUCAGUUGCGAAAUGUCCUGUUUCAGAUCACGAAAAGCAAGAAAUUCGUGUUCGAAAACUGGCGACAUUCGGUCUGGACGAGAACGUUUCCCGAAUGUUCUACCUGAUCGCCGCCCCGCAUUUCCACGUAUUUCUAGGCGUCCGAAAAAGUGCGAUAGUAUUCAUUCGGGUAAGCUCUUGAUCUAUAUUCAACCUACAGUACCCUACAGUAAUCCUAUUCAGAGUCCGACACUCGAGGAAAAAUGCGGUUGGGCGGUGCAGAAAAUGUUGAUGGGCGAUGGAUUUGAGGAGGAAGUGGCACGGGUGUCCGAUGUGAAUCAAUUGAAGACGUUGGCAUUCGCAAAGUUCACGGAGCACGAUGAGCACGUUUUAGAGCAGCUGGGAAGAGUUGGAAUCAGUGAUACGGAGUGA